UCCAGGAACAGAGAAACGAUCUCUCCUAAAAGAGAUUACAAGUCUGUUCAGUGACUAUAAAUUAGGUUAGGACAACAGUAUAGGUACUGUUUUGUAAAGGAAGCAACAACUGUGGCACAGCUGCACAUUUGGAACCAGGAUGGGGCAGAUGUCGAUGUGGAUUGGCACAGCUGCGCUGAUACUUCUUCAAAAUGUUUCUGCCUUUAACUUGGUUUGUUACUUCACCAGCUGGUCCCAGUACAGGGAAGCCCCAGGGCGCUUUGUCACUGAUGACAUUGAGCCAGGUCUUUGUACCCACCUCAUUUAUGCUUUUGCUAAAAUAUCAGACAAUCGAAUCACCACCUUUGAAUGGAACGAUGAGAGUACCUAUGCAAAUCUCAGGGAACUUAAAACUAGGAAUGCCAAAUUGAAGAUUCUUCUGUCUGUUGGUGGAUAUAACAUAGGCCCUGUACCCUUCCGGAAUAUAAAUGCCUCUCCUAAAACACGCUCCGAUUUUGUGAUGUCUGUGAUAAGCUUUCUUCGGAGCAAUAGUUUCGAUGGGCUUGAUAUUGCUUGGCAUGGGGCAAGCCAGAAUGAUAAAAGGCUUUUGGUUAACCUGGUUCAGGAUCUGAAUAUGGCAUUUCACAAUGAGGCCCAGCGGAAUCCAAAGAAGCAGAAACUCACAUUGAGUGUAGCAGUACCAGCUGGAAAAGAAGCCAUUGAUACGGGCUAUGAUAUCCCGAAUAUUUCUAGAUUUGCAGAUUUCCUUAAUGUCCAGUCCUUUGAUUUUCAUGGUUAUUGGCCAGAUCAUAGUCACCCCUAUACCGGCCAUGGAAGUCCCCUUAGAAAGAGCAAAGCUGACAAAGGAUCUGCAUCCUCUUAUAAUGUUGACUAUGCUGUGAGAUAUUUGAAGACCAAAGGUGCCCCUAGUGGGAAAAUCAUCAUGGGAAUUCCUACCUAUGGGCAGACUUUCACUCUUUCUUCUGCACAGACUGGGAUUGGGGCCCCCGCCUCUGGCCCUGGGUUACCUGGCACAUUCACAAAAGUAGCAGGAACACUGGCUUAUUAUGAGAUUUGUAGUUUUAAUCAUGAUGCCAAGAAAGAAAGGAUUGAAGAACAAGAAGUCCCCUAUUCCUAUAAAGGGAACCAAUGGGUGGGAUAUGAAGAUGAGACAAGUGUUCAGACUAAGGUUCAGUAUGCAAAGAACAACAAUUUAGGAGGUGUUAUGGUUUGGUCACUUGAUCAAGAUGAUUUUUCAGGUACUUUCUGCAAGAAGGGCAAUUAUCCACUACUUGCUGCUAUUAAAAAUGAACUAAAUAAAUAAGAACCUGUAUUUGCAAAAAGACCAUUUUAAGUAUCAGUAGAAUCUUAUGGGUUUGGUCAAAUUUAGGCCUUUUUUUAGGGAUGUAAACAAAUGAUCAACUUAUCAUGUGCUUAUCAUGCUUGUUUCUAGAUACGUGCUAAAAGUUAUAUUACAAAUAACCAGUUACUACAUGCAUUAUUUCAUGAUUACUAUUACUCUUUUCCUAUUAAGUAUUAAAUAUUCCCAUUACUUCCACCUAUUUCUGCAUGCACUAUAUGGACUUUUGACAUUAUUGCCUAGGCCUUUA
Molecule: messenger RNA, 1589 nt
Organism: Candoia aspera
Lineage: Eukaryota; Metazoa; Chordata; Lepidosauria; Squamata; Candoiidae
Product: chitinase-3-like protein 1
Exons: 10
Coding region: 140-1303 (387 amino acids)
Biological process (GO): chitin catabolic process; carbohydrate metabolic process
Cellular component (GO): extracellular region
Molecular function (GO): chitinase activity; chitin binding
Source: RefSeq, a predicted model, not a curated record